AUGCCUACCACACCAACCACCUCAUUUGAGACGGUCACCCCGGCUCGAAAGCACGUCCUACGAACUUGGUCGACGACGACGUUGAUGACGCUCUGUGACCGACCUCCAUCUCUGUUCGACACGCUCCCUAUCGAGCUCCACGCCGAGAUAUUCGCCUAUUGCUUGCCCGCCUUUCCUCAGAUUGGCAAUGGCGAGUCCCCAAUGCAUAUCGCCCAAGUCUGCCGAGCGUGGCGGGCACUGGCUCACUCCACGCCCAGGCUCUGGUCCUCGUUCGAAAUCGAGGUCGAGGAUUCGAGCUCGGAUGACCUCGCAGUGGCGGAUUCACCUCACAGCCUGCGUGCUCUCAGCACCGUCAAAGUCUGGCUAGAAAGGUCCAAGAACCAGCCACUAUCAGUUCGCCUGAUCCACAUACCCACCGGCCGCAUUCCCAAUCAACUCUCUGCCCAGAUCCUCGCCAUGUUCGUCCUACAAGCUCGCCGUUGGCGCCACAUUGAAAUCAUCGUGCCGAGCACGAGUCUCGCAGCGGUCCAGCAUAUCCUCCCCGACGAUUUCCCCAUUCUCAAGUCCUUAACCCUGCACAUGAAGGGUGUUUGGAAUUCUCCGACAUUUGACAUUCAAGCGCUGAAAGUACCAUGGAGUCAGCUCACGGAGCUUGAUCUAAGAUUGGAUCACAAACACCUACUCGAUCUCGACGAGUUGGCCGAUCUUCUCUGCAAUGCCACGAGCAUGACUGCCUGUCGAGUUAAUGCCAACUGCCGGUUAAUGCCGCUGGAGUCGACUCAGCGUGAACGAUUGGUGCUUCCAUCACUCAAGUCCCUUCACCUCAUCCUCCAGGGAGAUGGUAAUGGCCUAGCCUCAGCGCAGCAGCUACCGACAUCACACCUCCCUCCAGAAUCCUCAUUGACUUCCUUUCUCGGCCUCUUCGCGGCCUGUAGCCUAACUCGUCUCGGUCUCAACUGGCUCGUUGACGGAGAGAGGACAGAACAAUGGUCUUCAGUGCAAGCAGCGUUUAUGGCAUCUGUAAAGGAUCUAUCUCCAUCCCUCCGUUCCCUGGAAAUCACUUACCUUCCCCUCGGAGAAGGCGGACUCAUCCAAACGUUAACGCAGCUUCCUCAACUCGAGGCACUGGAUUUGCGUUUCUCACUUGCGGAUCAAGUGCACGAUCCCAUUUCCGAUAGGAUGUUGCAGGCGAUGACCUUACCUGGCUCUGGGCCCCAGACUCAAGGCGUUGGUAGUGGGUCAAAGAGCUCUACCGUAUCUCCUCGUGCAUCCGCGCCCCCGGAACCAGUUACACUCUUACCCAACCUCCGACGCCUCCAUUUGCAAUGCACAGGGGCCCGUUGUACGCAGGCGGUUCUCCUGAACUUCAUCAAAUCCCGGGGCAGCGCGUCGGCUUCUUCGAAGUCGAAGCAUGCAGCGCUUGGACGCUUCCGGUUCUAUUCCAUGCAACAAGUGAUCGACGGGGCUCGUCAGCGAACCGGGGAAUGGCUGAAGAGUGGUAUGGAUUUGGAUAUUGAUAGUGUGGUCCUGCUGUAG
Molecule: messenger RNA, 1536 nt
Organism: Coprinopsis cinerea okayama7#130
Lineage: Eukaryota; Fungi; Basidiomycota; Agaricomycetes; Agaricales; Psathyrellaceae
Exons: 2
Coding region: 1-1536 (511 amino acids)
Molecular function (GO): protein binding
Source: RefSeq, a predicted model, not a curated record